AUACACAGUGGUGGCGACCGCGAAAAAAAAAUAUCUAUGGUAUUCUCUUCGUCACCUUUUUUUUUUUCCUCUUCUUUCUAUGUUCUUCCUUCCUCCCCCGAUUAGAGAACAAAGGCAGGCCCACCAGUUGGAAUUGUUUCUUCGGCCGAGUCGGCUCCCGCCGACGGGAAUGCUCUCAUUUGAAAUGUCUGGCCUGGGCAGCCUUACGCAAGCGACUGGCUGAGUGACUGAUUGAGGCUGCGAGCACCUUCCAGACGGACAUACUUGUUCCAUCAACCCCCGCCACGGAAAACUCGUAAGCUCCUGUUGAGGGAAGCCACAAUAGGAUAUUUAACAGCCAUCACCAGCAGCCGCACAAGCAAGCAGCAUGUCGGGAAAAGCAAACGAGAUGCCGCUAAAAACUCAAGAGCUUGGAGAGGUGGAAGCGAUUGGGAAGCACUGCGACCUUCCGGAAUGCCAUUUGCUGGACUUUCUACCGUUUAAAUGUGAGUCUUGCGGCGGGUAUGUUUUUUCCCCUCCCCUCCCCAUCAUUGCUAGCAUCCCGCUCUGUCUGGAAUACUGACGAGGGGGGAUGGGGUAGAACUUACUGCCUCGACCACCGCACCGAAACUUCCCACAAAUGCGCCCAAGAAGGCCGCUGGGCUGCUGCACGUCGUGAAAAGAACUUUUCCUCUUCCCCCACUGCCCCGGCAAGCUCCAAAAUCCGCAGUCUCCUGCAGACCAACUGUGCCCACCCCAAAUGUAAAACGGUAAUAAACACACCCCGCGACCCCGCCGUGAACUGCACGACCUGUCAGAAGCAAUACUGUCUCUCCCACCGCCUGCAAGACCAGCACGACUGCGACAGAGUCAAGCCCCCACCGCCCACCGUAGCUACAGCCAACGAGAAGGCAAGGACCGCGCUAUCCCGCUUCAAAGCGUGGACUUCUUCCAAAUCCGAUAAAGUCAUACAAUCAACCCGCCCGGGUGCCUCGCAGAUCGCGGAAUUGAAUAAGCUCAAGCGUGCAGCUAAGGGCGACGACAAAGUCCCUGUCGGAAAGCGCGUGUACCUGUAUGUUGAAGCGGAGGCUAGGACGACCACUUCGAAGCUGCCUCGGGGGGAGUUCUACUACUCAACGGAAUGGACCGUGGGCAGGGUGCUGGACAAGGCGGCGCAGAGCCUGCAGGUCGCAAAUCUGAACAACAAGGCUGAUGACGAUGAGAAGAAAUUGAGGGUUUUUCAUAUCGAGAGUGGGAGAGUGUUGAGUUUUGGGGAGAAGAUUGGGGAUGCCGUGGUGAACGGGAAUACCAUUGUUCUGCUGAGGGGGUUGCGGAUGCCCGAAUUGAUGGAAUAG
Messenger RNA from Tuber aestivum (summer truffle), 1334 nucleotides. NCBI's taxonomy places the organism in Eukaryota, Fungi, Ascomycota, Pezizomycetes, Pezizales, Tuberaceae. The record is from the annotation of a GenBank genome assembly.